AUGAGCCAUCAAGCGUAUCCUUCUCACGAUCCUAUAAAGGAGCCGCACUCGGUCUCUGUCAAAGUGCUCAGGCUCUCUCAGCCAUCGCUCGUAACGCAGUAUCCGAUAGAUCCCCCAUUCUCUCCUCCCAACACCAAGUCGCAGCCGGCGCCCGCCUCACUCGCAUACUCUGGCUCUAAUACGAACCCAGACCCGUUCCUACUCAGCCCGAUUCUCAACCUGCCGGUAUCGUUCGGCUCGGCCUACGUGGGCGAAACGUUUAGCUGUACCCUUUGCGCCAACAAUGAUCUCCCCCCUGAUGCGGCGAAGCGCAUACGUGAUGUUCGCAUCGAGGCUGAGAUGAAGACCCCUGGCCUCGGAGGCACCCAGAAGCUUGAACUCGGGCCUGCGAACAUACACGGUGCGGCGCCCGCAGGAGGGGUCGAUCUUGAGCCGGGGGGAACGCUACAGAAGAUUGUUGGCUUUGAUUUAAAGGAGGAAGGCAAUCAUGUGUUGGCCGUGACUGUGAGCUACUCCGAGGCUACGGAGACGAGUGGACGGACACGGACGUUCAGGAAGCUAUAUCAAUUUAUAUGCAAGGCGUCCUUGAUCGUGAGGACCAAGGUCAGCAGCCUCAAUUCGGAUACAAGCAACAUCAAGAAAUGGAUCCUCGAGGCGCAGCUAGAAAACUGCAGCGAAGACGUGAUACAGCUUGAAAAAGUGGUGCUGGAUACGGAGGAGGGCCUGGGCUAUCACGACUGCAACUGGAGCUCGGACGGGGACAAGAAGCCGGUGUUGCACCCGGGCGAGAUUGAGCAGGUUUGCUUCCUGGUGCAGGAGAAGGGUGCAGACAAUGGCCCACGGCUGACGGCGGACGGAAGAAUGAUCUUUGGUGUAUUGGGCAUUGGGUGGAGAGGAGAGAUGGGAUGCCGAGGUUUUUUGUCAACAGGCAAGCUUGGUGCUCGGGUUGCCGUUCGAUGA
Messenger RNA from Trichoderma breve, 960 nucleotides. RefSeq lists its product as uncharacterized. Gene Ontology annotation, cellular component: TRAPPIII protein complex. The coding region runs from base 1 to 960 and encodes 319 amino acids. The record is from RefSeq and is a predicted model, not a curated record. Lineage: Eukaryota; Fungi; Ascomycota; Sordariomycetes; Hypocreales; Hypocreaceae. The transcript has 2 exons.